AUGGCUAAUGCACUAAGGCCGGGUCGCAUUCUGACUUUCGUAUUUUGCAGCAAGCUACGCCACAUCCGAUGCGACGAAACAUUCCCUCAAUGUCGGAACUGUACAAGGCGGAAAGUGAGAUGCACAUACCUCGAUGAGUAUGAAAACCGUGAAGAGUCGGUCGUUGCUGAGGACUUUACCGCCAGUAUCUCUGCAGAGGGCAAAUGGUCAGCCCAGAUUCUUGACGAAGUACGGCAAUGGCGGGAAUCAAAGAUGAUUCCACCACUUGCGUAUUUUGCGCCAAAAGUUCAUCUGCCGAUAGGAGUUUACUCGGAAGACGAACUUUGUUACCUAAACCAUAUCAUGAAGCUGUAUCAUAAGCUCGAUGCAUCAGGUCUAUGUCAUCUUACCCUUUUAUCCAAUUUCAUGCCAAGCUUCUUCCACAUUGCUUCAAAGUCUCGACUUGUCAUGGAUGGACUACUUUUGUUAUCAGCGUCGCACAUCGAGUUCUCCACCGGCCGCGCCUUCCCUCGAAUCAAAGCAUAUAACUAUAAAAUCCAGGCUAUCAGGGAGCUAAGGGAGGGCAUCCAGCUGUUGAAUAUGAAUCAAGCGGAUGAGGUGAUUACUGGGUCUAUUGCCUUGUUGUGCUUAUCUGAGGAUAUGUCAGUAUUCCCAAUCACUUACAAACUGGUGAAAUGUCUGACUAGAUCAAGGGACGAUUGGAAAUGCAUGUCACAAGUGAUCACGACGGUUUUGUCAGUCUACAAGUUCUUAGGACACUCCUCCUACUUAGUGGAGCUGCUUACCGAUUCGAAAGCCGGCUUACUGAGAGCAAAGGUUGACACGUCUGAUGUGCUCAAGUCACUCUCCCUUGGAAUCAUGCGUUGUAUCAUCACUGAGAUGGAGAGGUUUGGACAUCUCUUGAUAGAAAAUGGAGCCAUGGUGUCCGACAGGGAGAGACUGGCGGCGAUAACCAGCCUUGCUCAGGUCAUCAGCGACCCUGCCGCUCCCGUGCAAACAGGCGAGGGGUUUGACUGCAUUAGGCGUAUUAAAGACUAUGUUCUUUGGAUUCCCAUCACUGGAAUACUGAACAGCCCCAACAUCUGCACGGCAUUGAUGGUCAAUGCCUACUUAUACUCGGUGGUUCUCCAAUGUUGCCGAUUAUUCCCGCUGGAGCCACUCAUGAGGAAUGACGGGAAUGUGCAAGAUUUGUUGAAGGCAACACUGGACUACUUGACUUUGCAUCUAGAGUAUAUUCAGUUAGUUAAGAAUUUGAGGGCUAUUUUGGCUUAUUGA
Fusarium mangiferae is the source of this 1275-nucleotide messenger RNA. RefSeq lists its product as uncharacterized. Bases 1 to 1275 code for a protein of 424 amino acids. Gene Ontology annotation, biological process: regulation of transcription by RNA polymerase II. Gene Ontology annotation, molecular function: DNA-binding transcription factor activity, RNA polymerase II-specific; zinc ion binding. The record is from RefSeq and is a predicted model, not a curated record. The transcript is spliced from 4 exons. Lineage: Eukaryota; Fungi; Ascomycota; Sordariomycetes; Hypocreales; Nectriaceae.